This is a messenger RNA of Sclerotinia sclerotiorum 1980 UF-70, 117 nucleotides long. RefSeq lists its product with no specific name. The coding region runs from base 1 to 117 and encodes 38 amino acids. The record is from RefSeq and is a predicted model, not a curated record. The transcript has a single exon. Lineage: Eukaryota; Fungi; Ascomycota; Leotiomycetes; Helotiales; Sclerotiniaceae.
AUGCUUCAGACCCUCGUAAUCGUCCUUAUCUGUAUCAUUGCAGUUCUCAUCAUGAUCGGUGUAGCCGCAUUGAUCAAUACGGGAACCAGGAAGGAAGGUCCUGGUAUUCCUGUGUAA